Molecule: messenger RNA, 2262 nt
Organism: Hordeum vulgare subsp. vulgare (domesticated barley)
Lineage: Eukaryota; Viridiplantae; Streptophyta; Magnoliopsida; Poales; Poaceae
Product: signal recognition particle subunit SRP72-like
Exons: 6
Coding region: 67-2061 (664 amino acids)
Biological process (GO): SRP-dependent cotranslational protein targeting to membrane
Cellular component (GO): signal recognition particle, endoplasmic reticulum targeting
Molecular function (GO): ribosome binding; protein binding; 7S RNA binding
Source: RefSeq, a predicted model, not a curated record
GGGGUUUUUCCUCGCAGCCUCCGCCCUCGCGACUCGUGAGCCAUCUCCCCACACCCCGCCUCCCCGAUGCCGCCCAAAUCCAAGGCCGCGGCGGCCGCCGCCGCCGCGGAGCCGGUCUCCGUGGAGGACCUCUUCACGGCGCUCCACCGCCACAUCGAGGCCGGCGAGUUCCCCCAGGCCGCCAAGGUCGCCGACCAAGUCCUCGCGGCGUCGCCGGGCGACGAGGACGCGGUGCGAUGCAAGGUGGUCGCGCACAUCAAGUCCGACGCGACGGACAAGGCGCUCGCGGCCAUCCGCGCCGCCGAGCGCCUCCCCAUCGAUCUCAGCUACUACAAGGCAUACUGCUACUACAGGCAAAAUAAAUUGCAAGAAGCUCUGGAUAUAUUGAAUGGUCAAGAAGAAACAGCUGCUGUUCUCCAGCUGGAAUCCCAGAUCUAUUACCGAUUAGGAAGAAUGAAUGAUUGCAUGAAUAGCUACGAGAAGCUCCAAAAGUUUAAGGUUGACUCAAUAGAUCUAAAGAUAAAUAUCAUCGCUGCUCUAGUUGCUGGUGGAAGGGCUUCUGAAGUACAGGCAGCCAUGAAGGCACAAAAGGUUGAUCUUACCACUAGAGCACUCAGAGAUACUAGGAGCUUCGAGCUGGCAUAUAAUUCGGCUUGCACCUUGAUAGAAAAUAAAAAGUAUUCAGAAGCUAAAGAGCAGCUGGACUUGGCGAAAAGAAUCGGGAAAGAGGAGCUUAUGGUGGAAGAUUACGCAGAAGAUGAGAUUGAAUAUGAAUUAGCUCCUGUGUCUGCUCAGCUUGCUUAUGUACAGCAGCUACAAGGACAGACUCAAGAAGCUAUGGAAACCUAUGCCAAUAUGAUAAACAAGAAAUCAGGAGACCCCUCAUCACUUGCCGUGGCAACAACCAACCUUAUCUCUAUAAAAGGUACAAAGGAUGUUGCUGAUGGCCUGAGAAAGCUUGACCGGCUUGUUGAGAAGUCUACAUCACCAAACCAGCUGCAACUGAUCGAGAGCCUUGAAUUCAAGUUAUCUUCAAGGCAAAAAGAAGCCCUGUAUUCUGCUCGUGUACUUUUGCUCCUCCAUGCAAAUAAAAUCGAUCAGGCACAAGAGUUGGUCACUGGGCUGCUUGGUAUGUUUCGAGACGGUGUAUUCCCUGUUUUACUUCAAGCUGCAGUUCAUGUGAGAGAAAAAAAGGUCCCGAAAGCUGAAGAAGUUCUAAGUCGCUAUGCUGAGAAGCAUCCUGAUAAUUCUAAAGGAGUCCUCCUUGCACUUGCCCAGAUUGCUGCCAAUGCCAACCAUUUUCAGGUUGCUGCUGAUUCACUGUCAAAGAUAUCAGACAUCCAGCACAUGCCUGCUACAGUUGCUACACUUGUAGCUCUAAAAGAGCGUCUAAAUGACUCUAAUGCCGCAGCUUCUGUGCUUGAUUCUGCUAUCAAGUGGUGGAAAAAUGCCAUGACAGAAGAUAACAAGUUGGAUGUGUUCAUGCGGGAGGCUGCUACAUUUAAGCUCAACCAUGGGCGUGAUGAAGAGGCCUGUCAACUGUACGAGGAACUUGUGAAGAGCUAUGGAAGCACCGAAGCGUUGGCUGGGCUAGUAGCAACGUCCGCACGCACUGACCUUGCGAAAGCUGAGCAAUAUGAGAAGCAGCUGAAACCGUUGCCGGGUCUUCAGGGAAUUGACGUAAAGAGCCUGGAGAAGACAUCUGGUGCAAGGCAUGUAGAGCAAGCCAUGAAGGUUGACACUCCGGAGGAAGUGAAGAAGCAAAAGGCUAAGAAGAGAAAGAGGAAACCUAAAUAUCCGAAAGGAUAUGAUCCAGCGAACCCAGGGCCACCCCCAGAUCCUGAGAGAUGGCUGCCCAAGAGGGAGAGGUCGACCUACCGUCCGAAGAGGAAGGAUAAGAGGGCUCAGGUCAGAGGUGCUCAAGGAGCUGUGAGUAGAGAGAAGCAUGAUGCGUCUGCUGCCAAUGCCAGUGCCACCUCGUCGAAAGCAGCCACCUCGGCCAAGGCUCCAGAACCAUCGAAGGGCUCCAACAAGUCGCGGAAGAAGAAGUCGAGGUCUUAGGUGACAAAGUUGUAUGUCACAAAUUAACAAUAUAUAAAAGACACUGUCCAUUUUGAUAUCUUGACUUUGGAGUUUUUGUGUUAUUUGCAUUGGAUUGCCCUCAGCUGUGCUUUUAGAAUCAUGUUUAUGGUGACUUGAGACUGUUCAGAUUUUUUGAGGCUCACUGGCAUAUCUGGUUGAAAUUCCAUUCUUUACAUGUUA